Messenger RNA from Aedes albopictus (Asian tiger mosquito), 4740 nucleotides. RefSeq lists its product as uncharacterized. The record is from RefSeq and is a predicted model, not a curated record. Gene Ontology annotation, molecular function: DNA-binding transcription factor activity, RNA polymerase II-specific; protein dimerization activity; RNA polymerase II transcription regulatory region sequence-specific DNA binding. The coding region runs from base 1859 to 4246 and encodes 795 amino acids. The transcript is spliced from 10 exons. Gene Ontology annotation, biological process: regulation of transcription by RNA polymerase II. NCBI's taxonomy places the organism in Eukaryota, Metazoa, Arthropoda, Insecta, Diptera, Culicidae.
UUGCCAGGAUCCGGGAUCCGGCAUUGAAGAAAUUGUGAGCAAUGGAUCCCUCCCCGAAUCGAUCGACCGUUGAUUGAUCGGAUCGAACCAUAAAAAUUCCCACGGCUGUGAAGUGAGUGCUCCACUGGAGCGUAAAUCACCGCGCCCUCGUGAGUGACCAAAUGGCGCGAUCCAACUGGACAAAGCGAGAUCACCGGAGGAACCGAUCGGGAGAGUAUCGAUCUCGCUCCAGCAAUGGGAUCGCGUGGCGGCGGCGGCUCGCGGAUUGAUCCACACGGACCGCGGUGGUACGAUCAUCCGUUCGUUUCUUUUCGUCGUGCGCUGGGUGCUGUGGCGUGCGAGUAGAACAACCGGUUUCUUCACCUCUAGUGCGCGGCGAGAGAGAUCGCGUAUCCAGGAGACCUGGGCAAGCACGUUUCGCUGGUCGCCACACUUGAUCAGUACUCGUUGGGAACGUCUCGCGGUACGUUGCGUUCGGGGUUUCGCGCUUGCCGCGUAUGUGAGUGUACCGUAUUGAUCUUGAACCACGGAUAGAUAGAAAGGGAAUUCCCUUCCGGACGAGGACGACGACGGGUUUUGUGUGACUUACCGGCAAUUGUGUGUGAUUAUGCGCCGGGUGAUCAACGUUUGCAUAGAGUGAAAUGAGUGAGUUUCUCCGCGUUCAAUGGGGAUAAGAAUGUGCCACCAAAGUGCGAUGUUCCGGAUUUGACGAGAUCAACGAUCGAUGAUCUAGAUUCAUCAGUGUGCGAGAUUCAGUGGAGGCACGAAGAAGGGUAGACCAGUACGUGGAUGCAGCUGCUGAAGCCAGUGUUCUGAUUUUCCGGAUGCCCCGUAAUGUUGACCUAGGCGAUUAGCAGGUCUGAUCUCCUCCGGCAGAAGUGUUAGUUCAGUUAGUGCUCCGGUACAAAUGUGUCAAAAAACAAGAAGAUACGUGCCCCGGGCCUCGGGAGAUCGAUCGAGAGUAAAACAAACAGAAGCGGUGCAGCACUUCUUGGCGCGGGUUUUGUUUUCUUCCUGUUGAACCCCGGAGUCUCUACAUGGGCUGUUGUUUACCCGGUCGGUGGUGGUGAGUGUGGGGAGCCGCGAAGAUUUGCUGUUAAUGAUGUGUGUUUGGAACAGAUCUACGGUAGCUGAUGGUUGUUGCUGAACUAGAUGGUACGUGCUAGGACCGGUGUUAGGAAGUCUUGGCGCACGGGAUAAUGGUGGAUGUGUUCCAGUUUUAGGAGACCCCGCGAAAAGUUUGUGUGUGUAGUUCGUGGAACUUGGAGAAACAGGGGAUGCUACGGUUGUGAAUCUGAUUAGUGCGAAAACUAGCUAAUGAACGCGGAAACACUCGCGGUGCAAAGUGGAGCUUAUGAAUUGGAACAACUCUGUUUGACCAUAGGUGAUUAGCAUCCGGGAAAACUGUUGAAGUGCAGAGGAUUUGGAAACAGUGCAAGCUACAUAACGACCACCUCCUACCGAGAGGGAAAUACUAGAGCACAGCCCCCACGACGACGCGACGUCCGGGCGGGACGUGUCAUCGUCAACGAAGAAAACAUCGUCCCGCGGAUGAUGUUCGGAGGGAAGCUGUACAACACCCCCGUAACCUUCUGAAACACCACAAAUAUAGAACGGUGGCAACGGUGGUUUAACGUGUGUGCAACCAGCUAACGAAAGUGGAUUAGAGGAUUGGAGGUUGUGAUCCCGCAAACAAAUUGUGUACCGUCGGUAGAAAUCGGGUUCGUCGCUUGAUGGUAAUGUCGCGUCGAUGUCAUUUGAAUAAGAAGAACGUCUCCUCUAGUGAACGUUGUGUGAAUUUGUGAGAGAAUAGUUCCAUUUUUACACGUGGAAACUUUCGGAAAAACUAACGAGAUUCAUGAGAUCGGAGUACACGGAACAAGGCGGGGAGCGGUACACUUCCAGGAUAUCGGCAGUAGGAGGACAGCAAUCGAACUUCAAAAUGUUCACUAGAUUCGACGCCAACAAAUCAACCAAAGGAGCCUCCAAGCUGCGCCGGGAUCUGAUCAACUCGGAGAUCGCCAACCUGAGGGAUCUGCUGCCGUUGCCGCAGUCGACCCGGCAGCGCCUCUCGCAGCUGCAGCUGAUGGCACUCGUUUGUGUCUACGUGCGAAAGGCUAAUUACUUUCAGCAAGCUCUUAAACGCAGCAUUGAUAUUGGACUGCAUACAGCUCCCACGCCAAAUAUAGGAUUCUCCAAGGCCAUGUCCGGUUUCUUGAUGAUGCUCACACAGAAUGGGAAACUGCUCUACAUUUCCGACAAUGCGGCCGAGUACCUGGGACACUCGAUGGAGGACCUCCUGAUACACGGUGACUCGGUGUACGACAUCAUCGACAAGCAGGACCACGGUGCCAUCCAGUCCGAGCUGGGCCGCGGUGUCCCACAGCACCAAACGAGCCACCACAGUCACCACGGCCAUGCGGCAUCCUCCCAGCUGGACGGCGAGCAGCGGAUAUUCCUCUGCCGGAUGAACGUCAGCCGGAACGCCCGGCGACAGAUGCGAUUCGGCGAUCAGAAGGUCGUCCUAGUGCAGGGACACUACCUCUCGUACCUCCCGCUGUGCAGUCGAAACGAACCGGUGUUCAUUGCAACGUGCACCCCGAUCGCCAUGCCCGAGACCCGGGAGUGCGUCGUCCAGGGGGCAACCAACGUCUUCACCACGAUCCACUCGAUGGACAUGAAGAUCGUACAUAUAGAUAAAAACGGCGAAUUCCAUCUCGGGUACAAUCGCAACGAAUUGCAGGGCAUUUCAUGGUACCAGUUGCUGCACUGGGAAUCGACGCGGGAGGCACAAAGCAAACACCGACUGAUAACCCAAUCGGAGCAGGACCGGUCCUGUAUACUGCUGGUCCGGAUGCAGCGGCGACAAAACGACUUCAUCUGGGUGCACGUGGUGCUACAGGUGCGCGACGGUCAGGACUCGAACCAACAGUCGGUGAUCGUGUGCACGAACCAAGUUUUGAGUGGCCGAGAGGCGGCUGUAAUGCUGUCCAAUUCAUGGUUGUACCACUACUACACCGUCCAAUCCAAAAUGCAAUUUGGGAUCCCCUUCGAGGGAGCCACGCGGAUUCCCCCGAACACUUCGUACUACCAUGGCCACGGCCAUCACUCUCCCAACUCCACUCUACAAGCUCAUGGCUACAUCGCUCCUCCCCAUCACGUAUCCUACGGUUACCAUUCUCCCGUGGGGCAAUCCAGCUCUUCUUCAGGCACCUCCCAUCAUCACCAUAAUGGAACGUCCUCGUCUAUCAUCAGUCAUCACCAUGGUCUAGCGGGAGAACACUAUCGUCCGUACGCCUAUCGUCUCGAUACGCAGCCCGUAGACUACAGCAGUCAACCUCCGAUUAUUCCGGGACAAGUUCGAUGCGAAAGCACUGGCAGUAGUCCAAACAAUCCAACCACCAACGGUGGUCCUGACCGGAACGGGACACCCCCAACCAAAAAGCGAGCCGUUGGCCGAUUAGAACCUAUCUACAUCCCGGAAAACGGGCAAGACUCACCCGACGGAUCCGUAACUGAACUCCAGCCACCAAACCAUUCCAUCAACCACGAGCAUCACGAUAACAGUAACAACACCGCUGGAAUCGCAGGUGGGGGUGCCGGACCCCUAAUUGGAUCCGGUGGUGUCCAAACAAUGACUCUGUCUACCUCCCUGCACACCCGUAGCAGUCGAAUCAUCAAAGCUCCUCCACCGUCCACCAUCACCGAACCGACCGACUUCAUUGACCAGUGGAACCCUAGUCCUCCUUGGUCGGACACCACAGUCCAAAAGGUCCCGGACAUUUCCCAUCAAGAACUAAGUCCCUACAUGACCACAACUCCUCCUACCCCAACCAGUGCACCGCACGUCACCGGAGUCCCCACCACCUUCUCCUUCGACUGGAUGCCGGAACAGUUCGUCCCCAUCAUGACCGACUGCCCUCCACAUCCGCACCCACUCUCCUGUACCCUCACCCAAGACGGAAUUCCCGUGCCAAUGUCCCUUCCGAUGCCAGUGCCACUACAGAUCCCUCCUCCACCGUGGCCAUCGGAUCAUCGCCUAUUAGCCCUGGAAGGCGGCGGAUCAUCCUCCACCAACCAGCAGGUAGAUCGUAAACCUGCCGAAGAGCAGCAAGCCCAUCAGCAGCAGCACCUCCACCACCACCAUCACCACCUUCAUCAGCAAGCAGCAGGUUCGUCGGCUUCCUCCUCGUCCUCGUCGGCCGCCACGCUGGACAGCCAUCGGGAACUCAAGCGAUCUCACUAAAAAAAGAAUCAAACAGUAUUCUUUCAACACACGUUUUGUUUGAACAUUCGUUGAACAUCGAAUCCCAGUAUCAGUAUUUCACUUAUAGUAUUCCUAUCGAGGUACAAAUCGCCCAGAAGCGUUUUAAUUCGUAGGUAGUGUUGCAGAGGCUGUACGCCAAGUAGCAAUUUGUUUGUUUGUAUUUAGUGUAAAUUUUAAGAACAGUAUAUUUCCUAUUCCUGUGUAGAUAAAGACCAACCUCCGGGUGGUCCCUCCCUAGUUGCAAUGUAGAUGUGCAAUCCUGUAAUUAGAUGCGAGAAAAAAAAGUUGUGUCCUAAACUGGUCCGCCAUCGAAAUGGUGGACGAUGACGUUAAACGUGCAUUUCUUCUUCCAUUUUUGCGAUUCCUUCGGUAGUGCCUAUUUAUUUACCAACAGUAUUCUUUUAUUAUUUAUUUAUUAUCGAUGCAUGUCCACAGUGAGCAUGACUUUACUCUGUGAAUAAAUUUAUCGUUUU